AUGCCGGUUGCGCCGAUCUAUCCCGUCUUCGUCGAUGGUCCUGUGGUGACGACCGAGCCCUUGCCGCCUCUCGAGGGUGGUAGCAAGCACUUCUCGACAGAGUGUGCGGUCCACAACUUCCGCCCUACCAAUUUGCUCGGUGAAACGUACCGUAACUAUGAGAAUUCAUCAAGACAGAAAACAGUAGAACUUAAUUACAAGAAACAACACGAAAACAUGACGGUUGACACAGUCCGUAGACUGCACAAAAAGUGGCUCGGAUUUGAUCACGGUCAGUACACCAUCAUGGAGAUCCUACACGAGUUAGAUCACCUCGUGGACGACAGCGAUCCCGACGUGAGCAUACCCAAUUCUGUGCAUGCUUUCAUGACCGCUGAGGCCAUCAGGAAAGUGCACCCAGACAAGGACUGGCUUUGGCUCACGGGCUUCUUACAUGACCUUGGUAAAGUGAUGUCGUGCUGGGGUGAAGAGCAGUGGUGUGUCGUUGGUGACACCUUCCCAGUUGGUUGCGAGUUCAGCAAGGACAUAGUGUUCUCUCAUCAGUUCGAAGGGAACCCGGACUCAAGGCACGCACUAUAUUCCACCAAGUAUGGUAUGUACGAACCUCAGUGUGGGCUCGACAACCUCCUUAUGGGCUUUGGUCAUGAUGAGUAUCUCUACCAAGUGCUGACCAACCAUCCAACCUGUACUCUUCCCCCUGAGGGUCUCUGGUGCGUCCGCUACCACAGUUUCUACCCCUGGCACGACAAAGGUGCCUACAGCCACUUAAUGGCUCCUGAGGAUUCUGCUAAGGUCGAUAUUGUCAAAGAGUUCAAUAAGUUCGACUUGUACUCGAAGGGAGACGACUUGCCUGAGGUGGCUCAGCUCGAACCCCUGUACCUGGCCCUAGCCGAGAAGUACGGUCUUGGCGGCAAGAUUCGUUGGUAGCGUUGGAUUCAUCCGUUCACGACGAGAUCGUUCUCGUCAUUUCUGUGAGGAUGAGUUCAUGUCGUUGAUUUUUUACAUUGUGACUGUGUACUUUCAUGUUGCUUGCUUUUCGUUUUCAUAUCCGAGUUCGGUGCCUCUCGGACGGAGAGUCUCCAAGUGUUGCGACCGCGUUUAGUGGCACGCACAAACGGUGGCUCUCCAGGAACGUGCUUGGAGUCACUUUACCCCUGAGCUGUAGGUUUGCUGUCCUACACUAUCCCGACCGUCAUUGCUUUGAUAC
This is a messenger RNA of Perkinsus marinus ATCC 50983, 1207 nucleotides long. Its product is annotated as Inositol oxygenase, putative. Gene Ontology annotation, molecular function: iron ion binding; inositol oxygenase activity. The transcript has a single exon. NCBI's taxonomy places the organism in Eukaryota, Perkinsozoa, Perkinsida, Perkinsidae. Gene Ontology annotation, cellular component: cytoplasm. Bases 1 to 927 code for a protein of 308 amino acids. Gene Ontology annotation, biological process: inositol catabolic process. The record is from RefSeq and is a predicted model, not a curated record.